CGGAGUGCAAUAAUUGGCGUGGGCAACUAUGGAAAAUAUGGGCGUGGACCUCGAGAUCGACGAGAGCAAGUUGUGGGACCCGGCAGAGCGCCAGGCGUACAUGGAUGCUUUGCCAGACAUGACGCUGUUUGAGGACCACGUGGUGGAGGGCGACGAGAUGGUGGAAGCCAUCCAGGCUCUGAUUGAGGACGGCGAGACGGCCGAGAGCUUGGCUCUCCACUGGAAGAACCAGGGCAACGACAUGUUCUCGGACGCCAAGAAAGCUCAUCGAGGCUACUUUAAGAAUGCUAUGAAGUACUAUAAUGACGCAUUAGCCUACGCCUACAAGGCGUUGGCGCUACCCGAUGAGGAGCGCGAUCUUUCCUACGACAUGAAGGAACUCACGUCUCAGAUCCUGUGCAACCGCGCGGCUGUGCAACUAGAGCUCAAAAACUACGCCAGCUGCCGCUCUGAUGCCGCUAAGGCCAUCAAUCGCGACCCCAGCAAUGUCAAGGCCUACUACCGCGGUGCCAAGGCUUCUAGGAUGCUGCGCAAGCCUGUGGACACCUUGCGUUACUGUGAGGAGGGCCUCAAGCGCGACCCGAAGAAUAACUUGCUGCUGAAGCUUCAAGUUGAAGGGCGCAGACUUGUGGAGGAGCUGCGUGUUGAGAAGUUGAAGCGAGAGAGGGAACGCAUGAAACGCCGUGCCGCCACGGACAAGUACCGGAAACUUUGCGCUUCUCGCGGAGUCCGUGUGGGUCGCGCUAUGGUGGACGACGAGCGUGUGCGCCAGUACGAAGGCAAGGCUGACUUGGACCCUCAGAGUGGCAACAUGUACUGGCCUGUGCUCUUCCUGUACGACCAGCACGGCACAUCGGACUUUGUGCAGUUCUUCGGUGAGCAGGACACGGUAAUUGAGCACCUGGCCAAUAUGUUCCCAGAGGAUGGCCCGUAUGCCGAUUGGGACACCAACAACGAGUUCGUGGCAUCCAAACUUGUGGUUUAUGCGGCGGCAGACAUGGUGGUGCCGUACUCGUCAUCUAAGGAAUGGCAUGUGGGUCUCAGCGGUGAGAAGGAGGAGGAUGACGAGGAGGUCAGUCGCAUUCGACUCGAAGAGAAGCACGAGGCCAAGACGCAGUACUGGAUCGAAGUGGCGCCCUUCUGCACGUUGCAGCAGCUACUGACACACGAGAAGUAUGUAGUUCCCGGUGUUCCCGUGCUCAAUAUCUUUGUACGUGGCUCAGAGGCGCUCGGCAACUUCCUCACACGCAUCGAGCGCAAGGUUAUCACUCUUGACGCACAGCGGUAGCCAUGUUUAUUGCUAAGCUAAUUGGUUAAAUAUCUGCUCAGCAGC
Phytophthora infestans T30-4 is the source of this 1333-nucleotide messenger RNA. RefSeq lists its product as uncharacterized. The coding region runs from base 29 to 1288 and encodes 419 amino acids. The record is from RefSeq and is a predicted model, not a curated record. The transcript has a single exon. Gene Ontology annotation, molecular function: Hsp90 protein binding. NCBI's taxonomy places the organism in Eukaryota, Oomycota, Peronosporomycetes, Peronosporales, Peronosporaceae.